Rhopilema esculentum is the source of this 1982-nucleotide messenger RNA. RefSeq lists its product as uncharacterized. The record is from RefSeq and is a predicted model, not a curated record. NCBI's taxonomy places the organism in Eukaryota, Metazoa, Cnidaria, Scyphozoa, Rhizostomeae, Rhizostomatidae.
CGCUGUGGCGGUUAAAAGACUGACGGAAUAGGGCCGGUGCUCAGACCCGUCGCUAGCUAUUGUGCUCAGAGGGGCCGACAAAGUGGGUGACCUGUCCUGUACUUGCCGACAAGUUUAGAAAUUUGCCGACAAAAGAACCCCUAGAUGGCAAAUACUCCUCGCUUUUGCAAUGGAAAUUACAGGGGAAUGUCACGACUCACCUGCGUCCGGUGAUCAAAAAGCGACGGGCCUGCCGGUGCUCAAAAUGCUAAAAUACUGAAAGUUUGGAACAAAUAGUGGCGCUAUUUUUGCAAGUAUGAACAAAUUUGUUCUGCUUGUUUUUCCAAGUAUAAACAAAUUUUGAAAUGUUUUUGGAAACAGAUUAGAUAAUUCGACGAGGCCAAGGUUAAAGCUCACUAGUCCGGAUAAAUGUAAUGAUAUCAAGUCCUCAAGAUUGCAAAAUUGUUUCCUAGCAUUCACUUAAAUAGUGAAAAAUUGCAGUUAUCAUCGCUAAAGUUCCCUCCUUUUAUCAAUUGCGAAUCUGCUAGCGAGAGUGCUUCGGAAGCCAAGAGAAGAGACUUCCGCAGUCCGCACCGAAGUUAACGCAAAUUGUUGCCAUGGUAAACAUUCUUUACUCUGAAGUCAAUUCCAUUCAAUUCAAUUCAAGAAAAAUAUGUAAAAUGGCGGCUGGAUGAAAAUUGGAUUUUUCACUAUACGGCGACUUUCGCGUGAUCUUGCUUUUAGUCUCAUUUAUUAAGCACUCUUGCCAGUUUAAGCGAUGUAAAUUAUACAGGUGCUGACAACUGAUGCAUUUAGAAAGAAUCGUUUAUAGAUUUAUUCAAUAAUACAACCAACAGUUCUCGCUCCACAAGCAAUGUUACCGCAAGAUGGAUGACAAAUCUUUGAAUUUUGAAAGGAAGAGAGAGAAAGAUGCUGCUGAAACAAUCGAGAGAUGUUGGUGCUCUUACAGAGAUCACCAAAUGUUUAAACUCCUCAAGUAUGCUAUCUGUGCUGCAGAGCACUCUUUGACAUUUGAAGUCUUAAGAAAAAUUUCACCAGCAGAGGCUGACUUACUACAGGAUCCUGUUUUUCAACCAAAGGUGAAAUUUAGGUUUGCAGGUUGUGACUUCCCUCCAUACAUAGUUUUCAAAGUUUACAUGCAAAGUUCUGGCAAAGGCUUGAAAUAUAUCAGUGGAAAGCGAGCUAUAAGACCAGCUUCUGAGGCUGCUGCAGAUGCAUGUAGGCAAAUGGGAAAUCGUAAGUUUUAUGAUCUGAUGCUACAAGAUUUUUGCCAGAGUAAACAAGAUAAGAUAACCGAUGAGUUGGAUGUGACAAAUCUCAAAGAGUAUAUGCAGUAUUUAAAAAACACUGACGAACUUCCAGCAAGCCUAGGAGGAAAAGACAAUUCAUGGAGAAAAUUAUCUUUAGAAGCCUUGCCACGACAAAACAUAAUGUACGACAUUAUGACAUUCGUAACCAGCGGUUAUGCCUCACCAAGACUUACUUCAGAGAUGCCACAUUUUGUUGCCACUAGACCGAAAACACAAGAAACUCAGCUAGAAAUGUUGCACAUGAUAUCCAGUUCAAGGAGCAAGUCAGUAGUAAAAGAAAAACUGUCUGGAAGGAGAACCAAGAAAGCAAGAGAGCGUGUUGCGAAAAUGAGGAAGAUGUACGGAAUAGAUGGCAAAGAAACACCCGAACAUCAGUCAACGGUGUAUGAUUCUGCUGGCGUCAAGGUUAACGAGAAGUUGCAGUUGGUGGAGGAAGAUGAUGACGUCAUUCUUGGUGAUAAUGAAGACCUCGAAGACAAUUGGGAAGGGGAAGGAAAAUCGUUGUACGAAUGGUCACAAAAUCUGUCUCUUGAAAAUGCAAGUUUCAUGAGCCCCUAAGGCAAAAGUUUGAAAAUAAAGAACAGAUUAACUUAUUUUAAUAUACUUGUAUUUGCUAUCAAUAUUGACUAUGAUUAUUGUAAAGAAUACAAAAGAAUUACUGUGAUGUGCUUA